This is a messenger RNA of Mandrillus leucophaeus (drill), 2703 nucleotides long. It is a transcript of the gene IGDCC3, whose product is annotated as immunoglobulin superfamily, DCC subclass, member 3. Gene Ontology annotation, molecular function: protein binding. Lineage: Eukaryota; Metazoa; Chordata; Mammalia; Primates; Cercopithecidae. Gene Ontology annotation, biological process: cell-cell adhesion; axon guidance. Bases 146 to 2086 code for a protein of 646 amino acids. The transcript is spliced from 14 exons. Gene Ontology annotation, cellular component: plasma membrane; axon. The record is from RefSeq and is a predicted model, not a curated record.
CGCCGGGGCCGGGCCCAGCUGGGGAAUCCGAGGCUCUGGGGGAGGGGGUGGCGGGAAAUGGUGCCUCGCUCGCCCCAGCGACAUCAAACCCUCGUUUGGCGUGCGAGGACAAUGGCUGUCUUAUUUUCUCCAUUCGCCGCGCACAAUGCCGGAUUCUCUCAUUCACCCGCGGUGGUGCGAGCGAGCCAUGUCGGACUUCCAUGUGCAUCCCCAGGCCACCGUGGGCGAGGAGGGUGGUGUGGCCCGCUUCCAGUGCCAAAUCCAUGGGCUUCCCGAACCUCUGAUCACGUGGGAGAAGAACAGAGUCCCAAUUGACACGGACAAUGAGAGGUACACACUGCUGCCCAAGGGGGUCCUGCAGAUCACAGGACUUCGAGCUGAGGACAGUGGCAUUUUCCACUGCGUGGCCUCAAACAUCGCCAGUAUCCGGAUCAGCCACGGGGCCAGGCUCACCGUGUCAGGCUCGGGCUCUGGGGCCUACAAGGAGCCGGCCAUCCUCGUGGGGCCUGAGAACCUCACCCUGACGGUGCACCAGACCGCGGUGCUUGAGUGUGUCGCCACGGGCAACCCGCGCCCCAUUGUGUCCUGGAGCCGCCUGGAUGGUCGCCCUAUUGGGGUGGAGGGCAUCCAGGUGCUGGGCACGGGAAACCUCAUCAUCUCAGACGUGACGGUCCAGCACUCCGGCGUCUACGUCUGUGCGGCCAACAGACCUGGCACCCGGGUGAGGAGAACAGCACAGGGCCGGCUGGUGGUGCAAGCCCCAGCUGAGUUUGUGCAGCAUCCCCAGUCCAUCUCCAGGCCAGCUGGGACCACAGCCAUGUUCACCUGCCAAGCCCAGGGUGAGCCGCCGCCUCACGUCACAUGGCUGAAGAACGGACAGGUGCUGGGGCCGGGAGGCCACGUCAGGCUCAGGAACAACAACAGCACACUGACCAUUUCUGGAAUCGGUCCUGAAGACGAGGCCAUCUACCAGUGUGUGGCUGAGAAUAGUGCAGGCUCAUCACAGGCCAGUGCCAGGCUGACCGUACUGUGGGCUGAGGGGCUCCCUGGGCCUCCCCGCAAUGUGCGGGCGGUCUCUGUGUCUUCCACUGAGGUGCGUGUGUCCUGGAGUGAACCGCUGGCCAACACCAAGGAGAUCAUCGGCUACGUCCUGCACAUCAGGAAGGCUGCUGACCCACCGGAGCUGGAGUAUCAGGAAGCAGUCAGCAAGAGCACCUUUCAGCACCUGGUCAGCGACCUGGAGCCCUCCACGGCCUACAGUUUCUACAUCAAGGCCUACACACCAAGGGGGGCCAGCUCAGCCUCUGUGCCCACCCUAGCCAGCACCCUGGGUGAAGCCCCUGCCCCACCCCCGCUGUCAGUGCGGGUCCUGGGCAGCUCCUCCCUGCAGCUGCUGUGGGAGCCUUGGCCCCGGCUGGCCCAGCACGAGGGCGGCUUCAAGCUGUUUUACCGCCCAGCAAGCAAGACCUCCUUCACCGGCCCCAUCCUGCUGCCUGGAACUGUCUCCUCCUACAACCUCAGCCAGCUCGACCCCACUGCAGUGUACGAGGUGAAGCUGCUCGCCUACAACCAGCAUGGAGACGGCAACGCCACAGUCCGCUUUGUGUCUUUGAGGGGAGCAUCUGAGAGGACAGCCUUGAGCCCACCAUGUGACUGCCGGAAGGAGAAGGCCGCCAACCAGACGUCCACCACAGGCAUCGUCAUCGGCAUCCACAUCGGGGUCACCUGCAUCAUCUUCUGUGUCCUCUUCCUCCUGUUCGGCCAAAGGGGCAGGGUCCUCUUGUGUAAGGAUGUGGAUAUGAAGGAGCUGGAGCAGCUGUUCCCCCCGGCCGGGGCAGCAGGGCAGCCAGACCCCAGACCCACAGAUCCUGCAGCCCCUGCCCCGUGUGAGGAGACCCAGCUCUCCACGCUGCCACUUCAGGGGUGCGGCCUGAUGGAGGGGAAGACAGCGGAGGCCACGGCCCCCUGCGCAGGCCUGGCGGCUGCCCCACCACCCCCAGAUAGAGGCCCCGGCCUCCUCAGUGAAGGCCAGACUGCCAGGCCUACAGAGGCCUGGGUUACCCAGCCAGCUCACUCUGAACAGUAGCCAGUGUCUGGCAGGCUCCAGAGGGUGGCCGGAGAGGGGGCCCAUUCUCAGGUCAAAAGCAAGAUUUCUACUGUCGUGUGGGAUUUGGAUGGUCCUGGGGGCUCCCCAGCAUUUCUGUCCUGACUGCCUCUUGGGUUGUGAAAACCCAAGGCAGCCUUGGCAGGGACCCCCCCUCGCAACACCCAUCAGGAGCUGGAGCAGUUCCUGCAGGAGCCCGUUCCCUCCCUGGGCUGACGCCCCCUCGCCUCUGCCUGGCACCCACAUGACUUGGAACUGAACUAACAUCUUCCUUUAAAAAGCAAAACUUAAAAUCAAAAAAAAAAACAAAAGGGAGAGAGAUAGAGGAAGGUGAAUUCGACUCCAAAAGAUGACCCUGCUGUAGCUGGGCCCUGACACUGUCACCCUCCACCGACCUUGUUUUCUCAGGAUGGAUUUUUGCUGUUUUGGCUCUCAGCACCUACCUCAGCCGGAAUGAAUGUCCUGGGGGCAGUGGGGCGGUGGCCUCAGCCCUCUUUCCCCACAGAGCCCGAAUGCACUCCUACCUCAAGCCCCCUUGAUGGGGACCCCCUCUCCCUUCCCACACUGUUGUCCAGAGUAAAAAAAAAAAAAAAAAAAAA